Molecule: messenger RNA, 1098 nt
Organism: Kwoniella mangroviensis CBS 8507
Lineage: Eukaryota; Fungi; Basidiomycota; Tremellomycetes; Tremellales; Cryptococcaceae
Exons: 1
Coding region: 1-1098 (365 amino acids)
Source: RefSeq, a predicted model, not a curated record
AUGUCCUCCAGCAAUACCUCCUUCGACUACGAGAUCACUGCCGAAAAUUUCGAAAAGCUUCAUCCUGUCCACUAUAGAAUCUUCGAUCUGCUCAAAAAGGAGAUUCCCGUCACUCUCAUUCAAACAUGCCGUCAGAUGUAUGAUGAACUCAUCCCCAAAUUAUACGAACGGAUCGUGAUCACUGAGAAAAACUAUGAUUCUAUCACUGGAGCUAGCAUUGAACUGAAAGAAUGGUAUCUAGAAGAAAGGGAUGAGAUGGUAGAGCAGGAGGAGAUUUCAGAAGAAGAGCUCGAGCAGUGGGAUCAACAUUUACCUGAUUUGAAGGACAAAGCUCUAUCUCAUACUAAAUUCCUCAGCUUUGCCGACAUCCGAGGGGCCACUCACUUCCUCAACGAGAUCAAAUGCUGCUACGAGGGGUGUUGCGAGCCUAUCAAGUAUUGUCUCAGAAACACAGUGUUCCCCAAUGUUCAGAUUGUACAUCUAGGGAAAGAUGUGGUGAAAUCUACAGUGAACUAUCACGUAGAAGAGGAUUACUAUCCGCCAAUGGAGGACGACUUUGAGCAUCGUAUGGCUGAAUUUUUAGAAGUUCUCCUAGGCGAAAGGAAUCCUCACACUCUCUGUGUCGAUUGGCCCGAAGGUUGGGAUAGAGACGAAUGGCCUACUGACGAAGAGGAAGACGAAAAUUGGGCUAUAAGACAAGGCAUGAGAAACUUUCUAAUGGAAUUGGCAAGUUUCGAAUGUAUUCGACAUAUCGUACUACACUUGAAAAUCCACCAUCUGCCUCAUGUGGAAUCAGCCCUCGACGAUAUCACCAAGCAUUGUGACCUCACCUUCUAUUUGACAGUCACCCAAAGGCAAGCAAGAAAAGCCAAGGGUCAUUUGAUAUUGUCAGACAUUCAUAAUCACUUUGGAUCACUUUGCGAGGACUAUGACAUCCACUACCUUCCGAUCCGAUACUCCCUACCAAAUAUCAACGAGCUGGCUGGAUUUAUUGAAGAAUACGGAGACCAUUUGGAUGGAGAAGAAGCUGAAAUUUACGAUAUUUUGAAGGAAAGGUUGGAAAUCAGAGAGGAAGAAUGUGAAUGUAAGGUCAAUUGA